AACGUAAAUGCCUUCAAAGCGCCUAUCAAUAGUGACAUUACACCUGAAAGAUAAGGUGUGUGAGCUUGCUCACCUGCUUAUCGUCGACACAAAUCUUCUGCGGUUUGACUAAUGCAGUAAGCGGCAAUCCUCCGGUAUAUUAACACCAUAGGAACAGAUAAAUAUUCAGACACGGACCAAUAAUAACGGGCAGAAUGCUGCAAGCUUUGCUGAUCAUACUAAUAGCGAGCCAAAUAUCCUGUCAUCCACUCAAUACAAGAUUUGUGCUUGGCGCCACUAAUGCAACCAUCGAACACAUUGCGCGUUGUGCUCUACGCAAGAACUCUACAAACAUACAUCUGGAUCGAGCAAGAUGUGUACUGGAAUCAUAUCCUCUCAUUGACGGUCAUAAUGACCUGGCGGCACUGUAUGGCAUUUUCGCCAAUGACUCCGUGUACAGCGUAGAUCUCAACUCUGACAUGUCGUUCGUCUGGAACCAUAGUUACUCGCGGGUGGACAUCCCUAAGCUUCGUAUGGGUCUCCUGGGUGGUCAGUUUUGGUCGUGCUGGGUUCCAUGUGACGCACAAUAUCGUGACGCUGUUCGCAUGACGUUGGAGCAACUUGACGUCAUCAAACGAUUUAUCAACUACUACCCUGGAACGUUUCAAUUUGUCGACACAUCUGAUGAUGUAUUGAAGUCCUUCCAUGCGGGGAAGAUAGCGAGUAUGAUAGGCCUUGAAGGCGGUCACUCCAUCGACAGCAGUUUGGGAGCACUGCGCAUGUACUAUGAGUUGGGUGUGCGCUACAUGACCGUAACCCACAGCUGUAACACUCCAUGGGCUGAUAACUGGAUGGUUGAUGAGCCCACUUACAACGGGACGGUCUUGAACGGUUUAACACCUUUCGGAAAGACAGUGAUCCUGGAGAUGAACCGCCUGGGAAUGAUUGUAGAUCUCGCGCACGUGGCCAAGAAGACCAUGUUGGACGUACUCAAUGUGACACGUGCUCCGGUUCUGUUCACGCACUCCUCCGUGUUCAGCCUGUGUAACCACCACAGAAACGUGCAGGAUGACGUACUGCUCAAGACGAAAGCAAACGGUGGAGUUGUUAUGGUCAAUUUCUACACGUUCUUUGUUACGUGCUCACCAAAUUACAAAACCGAAGCUACACUUUCUGACGUCGCAGGUAUGUAUUGCUCUGAUUACCAUAACAUCGCGCCUCUUAAGUGAAGUCAAUUUUAUGACUGAAUACGCAAAAUAAUAUAAAUGUUUGAUCGUUAGUCCAAAAUAAAACCAUGCGUCGCGUUAUUAAUUAUUAUUUAAAGCGUUAUAUGGGAAAUACCAUAUAUUCCGAAACCGUAGCAUCUCUUCUUAUUUAAACAAUAUAUGUAUGUUUAGUUAAGCAUAAUUAGCCAAGCAAUACUUAAAAACAAUCAACAAACAUCAGUUCUUUAAAUGAAUUUAUGUGUAAAUAAUGUGAAAAGUGAUGGUUUACAUCACAG
Molecule: messenger RNA, 1480 nt
Organism: Dreissena polymorpha
Lineage: Eukaryota; Metazoa; Mollusca; Bivalvia; Myida; Dreissenidae
Product: dipeptidase 1-like
Exons: 9
Coding region: 195-1208 (337 amino acids)
Biological process (GO): proteolysis
Molecular function (GO): metallodipeptidase activity
Source: RefSeq, a predicted model, not a curated record